GUAAUUUUUUUAUUCAAAAUUAUGUGCUUGAGCAUCUUUAGGCCCAAGUUGUAUGGCGGUAGUUGCAACGCUACCUACUAUUAUUUUUGUAUUUUUUUAGCUGUCAUUGUAAUGUCAAAAACCACGUGGACCAUGGUAUGUCAGUGUCGACAAACGAAUGUUAAAAUUUUUGGGAUUUAAUUUCAUUUGCCACUUUACUAUUGGUGUAAGUGAAAUAUAUUAAAAGAUUAUGGCGGCGCUUCCACAAAAGAAGUAUUACAGGCAACGCGCCCAUUCUAACCCAAUAGCUGAUCAUUGUUUUGAAUAUCCUGCUCAUCCAGACGAAUAUGACUGGUCCACGUUAUAUCCAAUAGAAAACGACACAGUUUCUAAAUCUGUAGAUUUUUUAGAUGUGGGUUGUGGUUAUGGAGGACUUUUGGUCACUUUAUCCCCAAUGUUCCCAAAAAACUUAAUACUCGGUCUGGAGAUUCGUGUAAAGGUGUCGGAUUACGUCAAUGACAGGAUCAAUGCUCUUCGUGUUCAGAAUCCAGAUCAGUAUCAGAAUAUUGCUGUACUAAGGACUAAUGCUAUGAAAUAUUUACCCAAUUUCUUUCACAAGGGACAGCUUAAGAGAAUGUUCUUCUUGUAUCCAGAUCCACAUUUCAAGAAGGCUAAGCAUAAGUGGAGAAUAAUUAACAAGUGGCUGCUUUCAGAAUAUGCUUAUGUACUUGCAGAACAGGCUAUUGUGUACACAAUCACAGAUGUCAAAGAUUUAAAUGAAUGGAUGGUUACACAUUUUGAAGAACACCCCUUAUUUGAAAGAAUUCCUGAAGAAGUUUUGAAAACAGAUCCAAUUGUAGAAAAACUUUAUGAAAGCACUGAGGAAGGGCAAAAGGUAACAAGGAACAAUGGAGACAAAUAUUUAGCUGUGUUCAGAAGAAUUCCAGAUAAUUAUAAUGAAAACAUAGUAAUAGUCUGAAAUGUGUUGUACUGAGUUCAUUUUGAAUCACUAUUCAAUACAUAAAGCAUAAAACAAAUCAUACUUUGAAAUAA
Hyposmocoma kahamanoa is the source of this 1032-nucleotide messenger RNA. RefSeq names its product tRNA (guanine-N(7)-)-methyltransferase. Gene Ontology annotation, molecular function: tRNA (guanine(46)-N7)-methyltransferase activity. Gene Ontology annotation, biological process: RNA (guanine-N7)-methylation; tRNA methylation. Bases 230 to 958 code for a protein of 242 amino acids. Gene Ontology annotation, cellular component: tRNA methyltransferase complex. The transcript is spliced from 6 exons. The record is from RefSeq and is a predicted model, not a curated record. Lineage: Eukaryota; Metazoa; Arthropoda; Insecta; Lepidoptera; Cosmopterigidae.